CUUCCAACUUUUAAUGAAGCGUGACCAUAGGAUGACUGCAACUAGAGAAACACCAUGCGAAAGUCUCUUCGGCUUCAGGCGACUCAGCCAAAAGACGCAGACGCGGAGAAUCAGUCUCAUGGCACUGAUCAUCAACUUUCAGACAAAAGCAUCGUAGUUCCUGACAGAGUCAUCACCAUAGCUGACAGCUUCAGAAACGAACACUCAUGGUUUAUCACACCUCAAAUGCCUUCGGACUUGUCAAUUCAAGUUCAGGAAACUACCUAUAAUGUUCACAAGUAUCCCUUGAUAGCAAAAUGUGCCUACAUAGGACGAUUGGAAGUUCAGCCUUCAGUCUCAAAUGCAGGAUACGAGCUCAAGCUUGAAAACUUCCCAGGUGGAUUUGAAACAUUCGAAAUAAUUAUAAAAUUCUGCUACGGCCUCCCAAUAGACUUCAACUCAAAGAAUAUAGCAGCACUGAGAUGUGCGUCAGAAUUCUUGGAGAUGACUGAAGAACUGGAAGAUGGGAAUCUCAUCUCCAAGACUGAAGCCUUCCUCACAUUUAUUGUGCUUUCUUCAUGGAAAGACACUGUCACUGUUCUGAAAUCUUGUGAAACUCUAUCACCAUGGGCAGAGAAUCUCCAAAUUGUUAGAAGAUGCUGUGAUUCCAUUGCUUGGAAGGCUUCUAAAGAUAACUCCUCAAGUACAGAGGUAACAGCAAAUCAAGAAGGCUGGUGGUUCAAUGAUGUGUCAACUCUUCGCAUUGAUCAUUUCAUGCGGAUUAUUGCAGCUAUAAGAGCAAAAGGAAUCAAACAAGAGAUAAUAGGUAAAUGCAUUAUGCACUAUGCAAAACAAUGGUUACCAGGAAUGGAUAUGGAGCUAGAAGGGCUAAGGGGGUACGGGUAUGAGAAGAAUGAAUUACAGUUCAGUAUUUAUAGUGGGAAGGAGAAAGAAAAGGCUGGACACAGCAAGGAGCAAAAGACAAUUAUUGAAAGCCUAUUGAGCAUACUUCCUCCUCAACAAGAAGCUGUGUCAUGUAAAUUCUUGUUGCAGAUGUUAAAAAUGGCUAUGAUGUAUUCUGCAUCGCCCGCUCUCACUUCAGACAUUGAAAAGAGAGUGGGGAUGAUGUUGGAAGAUGCAGACGUGAAUGAUCUUUUGAUUCCAAGAUAUCAAAAUGGAGAUCAACGGAAACUAGUAAAUGACAUGAUCAACUCAUCAGAAGAAUGCACGAUACUGGACACUGAUAUAGUGCAAAGGAUUGUGGAAUACUACUUGAUGCAUGAACAACAGGUGCAACAGCAGCACAAGUCUGGGAAAUUCAACAUCAGUAGGCUCUUAGACCAUUACCUAGCAGAAGUUGCAAGAGAUCCAAAUCUCUCAAUUACCAAGUUUCAAGUUUUGGCUGAACUGCUACCAGAAAAUGCUCGAACUUGUGAUGAUGGUCUAUACAGAGCCAUUGACACCUACCUUAAGACUCAGCCUGUAUUGCCUGAGCAUGACCGGAGAAGGCUGUGCAAAAUAAUGAACUGUGGAAAACUCUCACUUGAUGCAUGCAUGCAUGCUGCACAAAAUGAUAGAUUGCCUCUAAGAACUAUUGUACAGGUUCUAUUUUCAGAGCAAGUAAAGAUGAGAGAAGCAAUGCAAGAAAAGGAGCCAAUACCAAGUGGAAACAACUCUGAACAGGAUGUAAACCAAUCAUUUACAAAUGCAGAGAUUCAAGCACUCAAAUCAGAACUUGAGAAUGUAAAGUCCAAGAUGGCAGAACUACACGAUGAUUACUCUGAGUUGCAGAGGGAAUAUGAAAAAUUGAGUAACAGCAAGCCAAAGAAUGCAUCAGGAUGGGGUCUUAAUUGGAGAAAGAUUAAGCAGUCCUUUCAUGCAAAACUAGAUGGAGACGAAAUUGGAGAAAGACAGGAAAAACCAAAGCCACCACAUCCCAGUAGACUAAGAGCCAACUCUAGAAGAAGGCUCUCCAUGUCCUAAAGCUUUUCAUCUCAAUCCUGUAGCAAAUAUAAAAGAGAUCUUUUUUUCCUUU
This is a messenger RNA of Prosopis cineraria, 2014 nucleotides long. Its product is annotated as BTB/POZ domain-containing protein DOT3. Gene Ontology annotation, molecular function: protein binding. The transcript has 6 exons. Bases 55 to 1962 code for a protein of 635 amino acids. The record is from RefSeq and is a predicted model, not a curated record. Lineage: Eukaryota; Viridiplantae; Streptophyta; Magnoliopsida; Fabales; Fabaceae.